Messenger RNA from Abrus precatorius (Indian licorice), 1224 nucleotides. Its product is annotated as abscisic acid receptor PYR1. Gene Ontology annotation, biological process: abscisic acid-activated signaling pathway. Gene Ontology annotation, molecular function: signaling receptor activity; protein phosphatase inhibitor activity; abscisic acid binding. Gene Ontology annotation, cellular component: cytoplasm; nucleus. Bases 59 to 709 code for a protein of 216 amino acids. The record is from RefSeq and is a predicted model, not a curated record. NCBI's taxonomy places the organism in Eukaryota, Viridiplantae, Streptophyta, Magnoliopsida, Fabales, Fabaceae. The transcript has a single exon.
CCCUGACUCUCUCUCUCUCUCUCUCUCGCUCUCUCGCUUCGCUUUCUCUCUCCGCGCGAUGGAGAAAGGCGAGAGCUCCGCCACCACAUCGGAACCCGACUCCGACGACAAGCACCCCACGAUGCACCACCUCAACCUCCCUUCAGGUCUCACCCAACACGAGUUCUCCUCCCUCAUCCCCUCCGUCACCGAGCACCACAACUACCUUAUGGGCCCAGGCCAAUGCUCCUCCCUCCUCGCCCAGCGCGUCCACGCGCCGCCGGACUCCGUCUGGUCCGUCGUGCGCCGCUUCGACAAGCCCCAAACCUACAAACACUUCAUCAAGAGCUGCGCAGUCAAAGACCCCUUCCACAUGACCGCUGGCUGCACCAGAGACGUCAAUGUCAUCUCCGGCUUGCCCGCCGCCACCAGCACCGAGCGCCUCGACCUCCUCGACGACGACCGCCACGUCACCGGCUUCAGCAUCAUCGGCGGCGAACACCGCCUCCGGAAUUACCGCUCCGUCACUACCGUUCACGGUUUCAACGACGACGAGGGUAAGAUCUGGACCGUGGUUCUGGAAUCGUAUAUAGUAGACGUGCCCGAGGGUAAUACCGAAGAGGACACACGCCUCUUCGCCGAUACCGUGGUGAGGCUCAAUCUCCAGAAGCUCGCGUCCGUCACCGAAGGACCCAAUCGUGACGGUGACGGUAAGUCACACUUGCGGUGAACCAUAAACCUCAAAGCUCAAACCCUUGUUUCAUAAAAAAAAAAAAAAAAACGGGAUUGGAAUUUGAACACUCUCUCUCCCUCACGAAUUCAUAAAAGGAGAAAAACAAGUUUUUUUCUUCUAUUUUAUUUUUCCUUUAUAUUGGGAGAUUCUUUUUUCUUUUUUAAUUUGGGUGAGACUCGUAUUUUUGUUUUGGAAUUUUGAUGAUAUUGUUUCCGCGCUAGCUUCUUCUUUCGCAACAUGUCCUCCUGUGGAUGCACCGUUGAUUUUUGUUAUUACAAUGGGUGAGGGCAUUUGUGUCAAUGCACUUGUACAGGAAAUGUUGACUUGCCAUGUGUCUCUUUAACCGUUUUGUGAAUAUCAUUUGCUUUUUGCUUUUCAUCUUCUGGAUUUUAUUCCGUGUACAUAUCUUCUUUUUUUCCUUUUUGCUGCUAUGAGUGCAAGCCUACUUAAAGAAGAUGCUUCCUUCUAUUCAUCCUUAUAUUGUUAAUUCAAACAUCCAAUGCUUUAUAAUU